Molecule: messenger RNA, 1282 nt
Organism: Aspergillus pseudonomiae
Lineage: Eukaryota; Fungi; Ascomycota; Eurotiomycetes; Eurotiales; Aspergillaceae
Product: 3'-5'-exodeoxyribonuclease
Exons: 5
Coding region: 103-1050 (315 amino acids)
Cellular component (GO): cytosol
Molecular function (GO): 3'-5'-DNA exonuclease activity
Source: RefSeq, a predicted model, not a curated record
GUACUUUGCAGUAAAUCCUUUUUGUCACAACCUUCUCGCUGUUUUAUCCUGAGCAAAAGAGCAUUCUCUACAGACACAACCAAAUAUUUAGCUGCGGCCAAUAUGGGUGACACCAGUAAACCCUUAAGAUAUGUCGACAUUGGGAUCAAUUUUAGUGAUCCUGUUUUCAGGGGAGAGUACCAUGGAAAGCAGGUUCAUGAAAGUGACUUGGACGACAUCAUCCAGCGUGCUCGCGAAGUAGGCUGCGAAAAGUUCAUGGUUACGGGUUCGGAUGUGGAAGAGUCCCGACGUGCUAUUGAAAUCGCCCAGAAUUAUCCGGGAUUUUGCUAUGCCACAGUUGGUGUUCAUCCCUGCCAGGCCAAACUGUUCGAUGAGUUUCCGGGUGGUCCGUCGAAGAUGCUUGACGAACUGAGGUCCCUUGCACUAGAAUCGAAAAACUCUGGAUACGCAGUUGCGUUCGGUGAAAUAGGUCUCGAUUAUGACCGACUGUUCCUGAGCGCAAAAGAACCUCAAUUAAAAUAUUUCGAAGCCCAGCUGGAUCUCGCAGUAGAGAUACAACUUCCCCUCUUCCUCCAUUCCCGGGCUGCUAGCGAGGACUUUGAGCGGUUACUGGCACCCAGGCUUGAGAAGCUUCCCAAGAAGGGUCUCGUUCACAGUUUUACCGGGACUAUGGAGGAGAUGAAACGCAUGGUUGCCCUCGGUUUGGACGUCGGUGUCAACGGUUGCAGCUUAAAGACGGAGGAGAACCUGGAGGUGGUGAAGGCUCUGCCUCUGGAACGACUUCAAAUAGAAACGGAUGGCCCGUGGUGCGAAAUACGCCCGUCUCACGCAUCCUCCAAAUACCUAGAAGGUGCACCGACACUACCAAAGGCUGUCAAGAAGGAGAAGUGGCAAAAGGGUUGUAUGGUUAAGGGUCGCAACGAGCCUAUUGCUAUCGCCCAUGUCGCCCACGUCAUUGCCAUGGUUAAGGGAAUCACUGUUGAGGAAGUUUGCGAAGCUGCCUGGAACAAUUCAAUUAGAAUGUUUGGACUUGGAGAAGGAACAUCGUAGCUCGGUCCCUAUCUUUUCCAAACAGAGCGCUCUAUUCAUGCUUGACUUUGAACUUUUCUUGAUAGCCCAAUAGACACGGACUUCGGACAUCCCUUGCCAGUCUUGCUUUGCUGUGAUCAUGAUAGAUAGAUGAGUCUGGAAUUUGUCGUUACUUUACGGAUCCCCGGAUCUCCCCGAAAAGGCCCAAGGCCCCAACCAUGGUUCGAGAGGGCUUUCAGGGCUGCACCUGGAU